AUGAAUAAAAAUUUAUUGAUGCUUGACUUGAGUGAUAAUUUAUUGACUCAUAUUAAAAAAGACACAUUUAUUGGUGUCAGAACAGGUGUAUUGGAUAUUUCAAAUAAUAAAAUUGUAGAAAUUGAUAAUGGUGCUUUCAAAGACAUGAAUCUCAAUCAUCUGUUCUAUUACAAUAAUAAUGAUGGAGUAUUUGUUAAUUCUCGUUAUUGGUAUAUUGAUGAUUCACAAAUUGAAGUUAAUUGUGCAACUCAAAAAACAUACAGAAUUUGCAUAAAGGGUGAAACUUUAUCAUCUGUUGACAUACCAAAUAAAUAUUCAUUUUCUAAAUCAUCAUUAACGUCUUUUGUCGGGUGGCUUAUAACAAGUGACACACUCGAAAUAUUUGACGAAAAAAUAUCGGCAAUGGGUAAAUAUAGUGAAUUUUUAAUUCAUCCUGAAUCAUUUGAAGGUUUGUUAAAUUUGGAAAAUUUGAUAUUAGAUGUUGGACCAAUUUCUCUCAAAGAAAAUCUAUUUGAUCCCUUAAUAUCACUAAAUUACUUGAAAAUUGAAAUUAAAUAUAAUCCACAAUCACCUUCGAAAUAUAUUAAUAAUGUAUUGAAAACUGUUCCAAGUAUAAGAGUAUUGGAAAUUCUCAAUAGUGAUUCAAUUAAUAUUUAUACAUUUUAUGGAAUGCAAACAAAAGCAUUGGAUAUUUCCUAUAAUAAAAUUAUUGAAAUUGAUAAUGGUGCAUUUAAAGAUAUACAUCUUGAUCAUCUUUAUUACCAUAAAAAUGUUGGUGUUUUUGAUAACACUAGAUUUUGGUAUAUCGAUGAUUCUCAAAUUGAAGAUAAUUGCUUACCAAGUAACAAACUUGAAUUCACUGGAGAUAAAAUAUCAUCAAUCAAUGAAUAUGCAUUUAAAGGAUCAAAUAUUCAAGUAUUUUUGAAAACAUUAAUCAUACGUAAAACAAUUAAAAGUGAAUUUAUCAUUCAUCCAAAAUCAUUUGAUGGUUUAACGAAAUUAGAAAAUUUAGAAUUAAACGUUGGACUGAUUCAACUAAAAGAAAAUUUAUUUGAUCGUUUAACGUCACUUAAUUAUCUUCGUAUUGAAAUUAAAUAUAAUCCACAAUCACCUUCGAAAUAUAUUAAUAAUGUGCUGAAAACUGUUCCAAGUAUAAGAGUAUUGGAAAUUUUGAAUAGCGAUUCGUUACCCAGUAACAAACUUGAAUUUAUUGGAGAUAAAAUAUCAUCAAUCAAUGAAUAUGCAUUUAAAGGAUCAAAUAUUCAAGUAUUUUUGAAAACAUUAAUCAUACAUAAAACAAUUAAAAGUGAAUUUAUCAUUCAUCCAAAAUCAUUUGAUGGUUUAACGAAAUUAGAAAAUUUAGAAUUAGACGUUGGACCGAUUCAACUAAAAGAAAAUUUAUUUGAUCGUUUAACGUCACUUAAUUAUCUUCGUAUUGAAAUUAAAUAUAAUCCACAAUCACUUUCGAAAUAUAUCAAUAAUGUGCUGAAAACUGUUCCAAGUAUAAGAGUAUUGGAAAUUUUAAAUGAUGUUUCAAUUAAUAUUUGUAAUAAUCCAAUAUCCAAUGAGAAUUCACUGCCAAUCACUGGACUUUAUUAUACAGGUGGUUCAAUAAUUACAUUACCAACAAAUGCAUUAAUUUGUUUAUGGAAUUUGGAAAAAUUGUCAAUAUCAAAAACACAAUUGACGACAAUUGAAGCUGGUGUAUUUGAUUCAAUGACCGUUCUCAAAUAUAUAUACUUGGCAUUCAACAAAUUAACUCAUAUUUCUACUGGUAUUUUUAAUAGUCUUAAUAAUUUAAUUACACUCGAGCUAAAUCAUAAUAAAAUUAUUGAAAUUGAUGAUAAAUCAUUGAUAAAAUCUGGUAACAAUAAUCUACAGCUUCUCAAUUUAAGUUAUAAUGAAAUUCCAAUUAUUAAAAAAGAUACUUUUGAAAGUUUUAAAUGCAGUCAGUUGGAUCUAUCACACAAUAAAAUUAGCCACAUUGAAGAUAAUGCAUUUAAAGAUACUGACAUUCACGAUAUAUUUUUAUUGAAUAAUGCUAUCAGUGAUAUAAAAAUUAAAGCCUGGAAGAUUCCUUUAUUUACUUUUGUUCAUGUUAUGAAACCAUCGUAUUUCAUAUCAUUCUGUUCAGGAAAACGAACAAGAGUUUGUGAUCAUUCAGGAUCAUGUGAGUUCAAAUGCAUUGAUUACAAUUCCAAUCCACCAGGAUUAGGAUAA
Aphidius gifuensis is the source of this 2220-nucleotide messenger RNA. Its product is annotated as chaoptin-like. Lineage: Eukaryota; Metazoa; Arthropoda; Insecta; Hymenoptera; Braconidae. Bases 1 to 2220 code for a protein of 739 amino acids. Gene Ontology annotation, molecular function: protein binding. The record is from RefSeq and is a predicted model, not a curated record. The transcript is spliced from 5 exons.